Messenger RNA from Colletotrichum spaethianum, 1644 nucleotides. RefSeq names its product twinfilin. Lineage: Eukaryota; Fungi; Ascomycota; Sordariomycetes; Glomerellales; Glomerellaceae. Gene Ontology annotation, biological process: endosome to lysosome transport; protein transport; protein modification process. The record is from RefSeq and is a predicted model, not a curated record. Gene Ontology annotation, cellular component: ESCRT I complex. The transcript is spliced from 5 exons. Gene Ontology annotation, molecular function: ubiquitin binding. The coding region runs from base 1 to 1644 and encodes 547 amino acids.
AUGCCCGUUCCUCAGCACGUCUUGAAUUGGCUCUACAGCGUUCUUACUAGCGAAUACCACGAUGUGAAUCGCACCUACAACGAUGUCGCACAGGCUCUCUCCCAUUACCCCUCUCUAUCGCCGCGUACCGAUGUCCACAAACCACUGCUGAUACUGUACUUAGCCUUCGAUAAUGGCGCCUCUGCUCUCCUCGUCCACCUCUCCGGCACUAUACCCGUCAUCUUCAGAGGCACAACCUACCGCUUCCCCAUCUCAAUAUGGGUUCCCCAUGCCUACCCUCGAGAUGCUCCGCUAGUCUACGUGACCCCCACCGAGACCAUGAUGGUGCGACCCGGUCAGCAUGUAGAUCCCCAAGGGCAGGUCUACCAUCCAUAUCUUGUAGGCUGGGCCGCCUUCUGGGAUAAAUCCACUAUCUUGGACUUCCUCGCCAUAUUGAGGGACAUUUUCGCCAAGGAGCCACCCGUCAUCGCCCGACAGCCAGGUCAACAGCAGCCUCCCCCCCCUACUCCUCCUCCAGGAUUACAACCACACGGCCAAAUGCCUCCCCCUGUCCCGCCUCUGCCCCCGAUCUGGCCCCUCGUCCAGCCAGCCAUCCGCCGACCCAAACGGGUUCUCCACGGCCUCCGCCUCCGCCGCCAAAAGAAUAUGGCGCUGAGCCUCCAUACCGAAGCCCACCACCCCCGAUCGAUGCGAGACAUGGCCCCCCUCUACCACCUUUACCCCCAGGUGCCGAACGUGCAAGUAUUCACGGAAGUUACAACGCCCAUCAUCCACCUCGGCCUCAGAGCCAGAGCUACUCCCGAUAUGACUCGGCACCACCUCUACCUCCAACCCCUGCCUCGCAUCCUCCACCGCCACCAUCGGCCUUGUCUCCGCGCUCUAUGGGGGAUCUUCAGCAGCAACAGCAGCAACUUCGCCAUGACGCUGCUUCUCAGCCACCGAUCCCUUCGACAGAUCCUCGCCGCUCUGUCGCUUUCCCACCUCAUCAGCAAAGCGCUUCUCAGCAUGCAACGAGAACAGCAACUGCAGCACCAGCAGCCACCGCAACCACAAUUGGCAAAGCCAGCACCACCUCCAGAUUUACUCGACGAGCCGCUCACCUUGAGCAUCCCUUCACCAUCCUCCAUCCCCGCCCCGCCAAUACCUCCGAACCCCGAGAAAGAUGCCCUGCUGCACCAAGUUGCGCAAAUGCUCCACUCCCUGCGUCAACGUAGCCGACAGCAGAAUGAAUCCAGCAUGGCAGGCUUACAGGCGCAGCGUACGGCAAUGAUAUCCGCCUUCUCCACAUUGCAGUCUGAGAUGGGUACCCUUGGUCAAACGUCGGCCUUGCUUCAGUCCAACGCCAAUAUCCUUGUGGAAGCGCUGCGAAAGGCCGAUUCUGUCAUCGAGGGGUCGUCACGUCAGACUGCCCCUGAUAUCGAUGAGCUACUAGUGGCGCCUACGGUUGUCGCUAACCAGCUCUACGUGCUGGUAGCCGAGGAAAAGGCAAUGGGUGACACGAUUUUCGUGCUGGGUCGAGCUGUGGAACGAGGCAGAAUCUCACCUGCCGUCUUUGCCAAGACGACACGUUCCCUUGCUCGUGAAUGGUACUUGAAGAAGGCAUUGGUUCGCAAAAUUGGGAAAGGGAUGGGACUGACAGCAUAG